AUGACACUUACCAAUUCAGGUGUGCCUCAGGUGCCUGACCGUUACGUUCUUCCGCCAUCUCAAAGGCCAGCUCUUACCUCAAGCAUAAGCACCACAGAGACUUCACUUCCUCUCAUUGAUCUCUCUCUUUUACACCAACCUUUGCUUCGAUCCCGCACCAUCCAUGAGAUAAACAUCGCCUGCAAGGAGUUUGGUUUCUUUCAGGUUAUAAACCAUGGAAUACCAUCAUCGGUGGUUAAAGAUGCCUUAGAUGCAGCAACACAGUUCUUUGACUUACCUGUGGAGGAGAAGAUGCUUCUUGUCUCUGCAGAUAUUCAUAAGCCAGUAAGGUAUGGCACAAGCAUCAACCACUCAACAGACAAAGUUCACUACUGGAGAGAUUUCAUCAAGCAUUACUCUCAUCCUCUACCAAAAUGGAUCGAUAUGUGGCCAUCAAAUCCUCCAUGCUACAAGGACAAGGUGGGUAAAUAUGCAGAGGCAGCACACAUUCUACACCAGCAGUUAAUAGAAGCUAUCUCUGAAAGCUUAGGACUGGAGAAAAGUUACUUACAAGAACAGACUGAAGAAGGGUCACAAGUCAUGGCAGUGAACUGUUAUCCAGCAUGCCCUGAACCUGAAAUGGCCUUGGGAAUGCCACCACACUCAGACUUCGGCUCACUCACCAUCUUACUUCAAAGCAGCCAGGGGCUCCAGAUCAUGGACCGCAACAACAACUGGGUCUGUGUACCGUACAUCGAAGGAGCUUUGAUAGUUCAGCUGGGAGAUCAGGUGGAAGUGAUGAGCAACGGCAUUUACAAGAGUGUGGUUCAUCGUGUGACAGUGAACAAAGAUGUAAAGCGUCUGUCUUUGGCAAGUCUCCACAGUCUACCUCUGCACAAGAGAAUAAGUCCAGCACCUGAGCUACUCAGUGAAAACAACACAGCUGCUUAUGGAGAAUUCAGUUUCAACGAUUUUCUUGACUACGUCUCAGGCAACAACGACUUUAUACAGCAAAGAUUCAUUGAUACACUUAAGAAGAGCAGUUCCUGA
Messenger RNA from Microthlaspi erraticum, 1029 nucleotides. The record is from the annotation of a GenBank genome assembly. NCBI's taxonomy places the organism in Eukaryota, Viridiplantae, Streptophyta, Magnoliopsida, Brassicales, Brassicaceae.